Metarhizium album ARSEF 1941 is the source of this 357-nucleotide messenger RNA. Its product is annotated as Cgr1. The coding region runs from base 1 to 357 and encodes 118 amino acids. NCBI's taxonomy places the organism in Eukaryota, Fungi, Ascomycota, Sordariomycetes, Hypocreales, Clavicipitaceae. The transcript is spliced from 3 exons. The record is from RefSeq and is a predicted model, not a curated record.
AUGUCUGACAACGAGGCGCCAAGUCUUGUACCUGCUGGGCCAACAAAGACUCUCGGGAUGCGAAAAAAUGGCAAGCAGUGGCAUGAACAAAAAAAGGCUUUUCGCCCAACCAAGGGCUUGACCACCUUCGAGAAACGAGCAAAGGAGAGAGCUGUCAUGGCCCAAAUGAAGGAAAAAGAGAAGGAGAUGAAGGAAGAAAAGGAAGCAACGAGGAAGGAGAAAAUCGAUAAAAUCCGAGAAAAGCGUGCCAAGAAGGAGGAAAAGGCGCGAUACGAGAAAAUGGCAGAGACGAUGCACCGCAAACGAGUUGAGCGAUUGAAGAGAAAAGAAAAGCGCAACAAGCUUAUCAACUCAUGA